UGAGGACAGUUCUAUGCCCACUAGGACAUUCUCAUUAAAUCCUGUGUGUUUCUUGGUCUUCUAUUCAGUCUUUCAGUUGAAGGUGACGUGAGAGCAGUAACCCAACUCUCAAAUGUGGACAUGCCCAAGUUGUGAAUAAAAACUGGGAACUCCUAGUUAAAAAGAUUUCUCUAUGGCACCCAGUCAACCUUUCAGUCCUGAAGUUGAUUUUCACCCCAGUCCUCUUGAAACUGCAAAAAAACCCUGAAUUUUUCGCAUGCCUUACAUAUCGUUAUAGAAGCAAUGAAAGCCUUCGAAACACAGAGAAGAUAUUGGUAUAUUGUGAGACAUAAAAGAAUCAUGCUAUUUAGAGAGCCAUCAAUUUGACAGUGAAUUGUCUUAAAGCUUUGGAGAAAACAAAUGCUUAAAAAGAACGCAGGGUGGCGCUGCAGCCUCAUAAGUAGAAGAAACCGGGACCAGCCAACUAUCCAGUAACCAGACGCUGAAGGGAGGAGGUAGGAGGGGAGCCUUCUAAGGCAGCCUUUCCGGAAAGUCUUGGGACUGGGGAUUGUGGAUUUAUCCCAUUGUCUGCAAGAUAUUUGCAGAGCAAGUCAGUGACGACGUGAAUCCACGGCUGGAGCGAGUUUGUUGGGAGACCAGAAGGCGAUGGAGGCUGCAGAGGAAAUGGAGCGAGUCCUAAAAAAAAGGCAAGUCCUGCUGUUCUUUGUUUUGCUGGGCAUAGCUCAGGCUGGGUCCACUCUUAGGCGCUACUCAGUGGAGGAGGAAGCGGAGAAUGGCUUUUUUGUGGCCAAUUUGUUAAAGGACCUGGGGCUAGAGGUAGAUGAACUUGCUGCGCGGGGACCACGAGUUAUUUCCAAAGGGAAAAAAUUGAACUUAGAAUUCAAUAGGCAAACCGGGGAUUUGUUAUUAAGGGAGAAACUGGACCGGGAGGAGCUGUGCGGCGCCGCCGAACCCUGUGUGGUACCUUUCCAGGUGUUACUGGGAAAUCCUUUGCAGAUUUUUCAGGCAGAGCUGCAGAUUAGAGACAUAAAUGAUCAUUCUCCCGUUUUUCUGGACAAGGAAAUAAUUUUGAAAAUUUCAGAAAUGACUGCUUCCGGAACCACUUUCCUAAUAGAACCGGCUCAAGACUUAGAUGUAGGAAGCAACAGUCUCCAAACUUACACAAUCAGCCCCAAUUUCUAUUUUCACCUUAAAUUGCAAGACAGUCCGGAUGGCACGGUAUUACCACAGCUGGUUCUGGACAGAGUGCUGGAUCGGGAGGAACAAUCUGAAAUCAGAUUAACACUCACAGCGAUAGAUGGUGGGAGUCCACCCAGGUCUGGCACCGCCCUGGUCCUUAUUGAAGUCUUGGACAUCAAUGACAAUAUCCCCACAUUUUCAAAGUUUCGCUAUGAGGUCCAAGUCCCAGAGAACAGUCCUGUUGGAUCCCAGGUUGCUACAGUCUCUGCUAGGGAUUUAGACAUUGGGGACUACGGAAAAAUAGCUUACGCUUUUUCCCAAGCAACUGAAGACAUUCGGAAAACAUUUCGAAUGAAUGCAACAUCCGGAGAAAUCCUUUUAGCAAAGCUACUGGAUUUUGAAUCCAUCCAGACAUAUACAGUAUAUGUUCAGGCUACAGAUGGUGGGGGACUUUCUGGAAGCAGUGUGGUGUUUGUUCAAGUGAUGGAUUUGAAUGAUAACCCACCGGAACUGACUAUGUCCACACUUACCAAUCACAUCCCAGAAAACUCCCCGGAAACCAUAAUUGCUGUGUUCAGUGUUGCAGAUCCUGACUCUGGAGACAACGGAAAAAUGGUGUGCUCCAUCCCAGAGGAUCUUCCUUUUAUUCUAAAACCCUCAGUUGAGAACUUCUACACUCUUAUGACAAACACAGCCCUGGACCGGGAGACCAGAUCACAGUACAACAUCACCAUUGCCAUCACUGAUCUAGGCACACCCAGGCUCACAACACAGCACACCAUCACAGUGCAGGUGUCCGAUGUCAAUGACAACGCCCCUGCCUUCACACAAACCUCCUACACCCUGUUUGUCCAGGAGAACAACAGCCCUGCCCUGCACAUAGGCACCAUCAGUGCCACAGACUCAGACUCAGGCUCCAAUGCCCACAUCACCUACUCUCUGUUGCCCACCUAUGACCUGCAGCUGGCUCUCUCCUCUCUCAUCUCCAUCAACGCAGACAAUGGGCAAUUGUUCGCGCUCAGGGCGCUGGACUACGAGGCUCUACAGACCUUCGAGUUCCACGUGGGCGCCACAGACCAAGGCUCUCCUGCGCUCAGCAGCCAGGCGCUGGUGCGUGUGCUGGUGCUGGACGCCAAUGACAAUGAUCCCUUCGUGCUCUACCCGCUGCAGAACGCCUCUGUGCCCUGCACAGAGCUGCUGCCCAGGGCGGCAGAGCCUGGAUACCUGGUCACCAAGGUGGUGGCAGUGGAUCACGACUCUGCCCAGAAUGCCUGGCUGUCGUUCCAGCUGCUCAAGGCCACGGAACCCGGGCUGUUCAGCGUGUGGGCUCACAAUGGCGAGGUGCGCACCUCCAGGCUGCUGAGUGAGCGCGAUGCUCCCAAGCACAGGCUGCUGCUGCUGGUCAAGGACAAUGGAGAUCCUCCAAGGUCUGCCAGUGUCACUCUGCAUGUGCUGCUGGUGGAUGGCUUCUCUCAGCCCUACCUGCCUCUGCCAGAAGUGGCGCGCGACCCAGCCCAGGACAAUGAGGACUUGCUCACUCUGUACCUGGUCAUUGCCUUGGCUUCUGUGUCUUCGAUCUUCUUCUUGUCUGUGCUGCUGUUUGUGGGGGUGAAGCUGUGCAGGAGGGCCAGGGCGACCUCUCUGGGUGGCUGCUCUGUGCCUGAGGGACACUUUCCUGGUCACCUGGUGGAUGUCAGCGGCACUGGGACCCUGUCCCAGAGCUACCAAUAUGAGGUGUGUCUGACUGGAGACUCUGGAACCACAGAUUUCAAGUUUCUGAAGCCUGUUAUUCCCAACUUCCUCCUUCAGAGUUCAGAGAGAGAGAAUGAUACAAACGCCAGUUACAGGAAUAGUUUUGAAUUCAGUUAAAUACUGAUGAGGAAAUACGGAGUCGAGUCUCAGCUAAAACGUUAAAGGCUUGAUUUUACUGCUUUGCCAACUGGAGUCUCUUUUCCUUUGAAAAUAACUAUCUUACUCCAAUCCUUUGCACGUCACUGGUAUUUCUAGAUAAGUAAGGUCUGUGGAAUAAGGAAUCUGAAUUUUGCUUGUAUUCCAAUUGUGAUUAGUCUUGUAGUUUUGUUUGACUUAAUAUGAGAGUAAAAUUUGUGUUUUCAGAAAUCCUUUUAUUUUUAGACAGGACCUCACUAUGUAGCUCCGGCUGUCCUGGA
Molecule: messenger RNA, 3347 nt
Organism: Peromyscus leucopus (white-footed mouse)
Lineage: Eukaryota; Metazoa; Chordata; Mammalia; Rodentia; Cricetidae
Gene: Pcdhb2
Product: protocadherin beta 2
Biological process (GO): homophilic cell-cell adhesion
Cellular component (GO): plasma membrane
Molecular function (GO): calcium ion binding
Source: RefSeq, a predicted model, not a curated record